AGGAGCUUGAAAUCAACGCCCGGACCACUCAGGCGGGAUGAUCCUCCGCCGUUCUUCAGUCAGAGGCUGUUCCAGCGCACACCUUAUUGCAAUCCUCUGCGGCACAGCAGACAUAGCAUGGCCCACUCGUGGGGCCUUACCGUGGCCCUGGACUGCCCAUUCGCUCUUCUCGCUCUCCUUACUUCUCAAUCCUUCCUCUCCAGGAAUCUUCACAUUUGUUCCACUGUAACAUUUUUGUACAUCACUUCCUCUUAAUCUUUCUCUUGCUUCAACUACGUUAUUUAUAUUCCAUAAGCCACCUCUUUUACCAAACACAUGGGCACGCUAGCAAAACUCCCUCUAUAUUGUAGCCCACUGCUAUUGGCAUAUACGGCGAAUGCAGCCCAGAAUUUCGUCGUCCCAUGGAGCACAAAAUCGUACGGACCAGAUGGACCAUGGCAAGCCGUCAAAAUUACCGUUGGAGGCAAUGAUUCUACCCUGACUAUUGGAGCCCAGAACCACGCCGAUUUAGAUGUCUACCCUGGAGGUUCGUGGACAACAUUCACCUUCGCGAAAGAAGCAUGCGAUCCUUACAAGAACUCUAUAUGCGGAGCUGGAGGAACUUGGAAUCCUGACCCUCCUUCCCUUAAGCAAAUCGAAUGGACCGACAAGUACAUUGACGACUCUUAUGGGAUACAGGCAGCAAGUUAUACAAAUGUGCCACGAGCCCUUACUAUUGCUUCCAAGACUGUGUGGAAUGCUUCUCUAGGAAACAUACCUUAUGGAAAUAUCACAUAUCCCAAUGGCAAGAUGGGAGGUAUGGUCCUAGGGCAUUUGGCUCUUGGCGCUCCCGACCCGGAGCAGGUCUGGAGCAAGUCCGACAAAGAUGCGGGCCAGAAUAUCACAACAAAUUUCUUCCCAAGCAAGCUAUACAUGGAUAAUGAAACACCAUCCAAUUCAUACGGACUUCAUAUUGGUUCUGCGGCAUUCGAUUAUCCAGGCUCACUGCAGUUUGGAGGGUACAACAAAGGUAGAGUCAUUGGGCCUGUUACAUCUUUUUCAGGUGAAAGCAUUGUAGAUUUACUGGAUAUCGCCAUUGGAGUUGAGUUCGGAAGCUCUCCGUUUGGAUUUGACAGCAAACCGGGCUUACUGCUUAACGACUCAGGCCAGGUCGGUCGAAUGAAAGUACAGGUCGAUCCACUCACGCCUUACCUAUCUCUUCCCGAUAACACUUGCGAAGGACUUGCGAACAUCCUCCCAAUAAAAUAUGACAACACGGUCAAGUACUACACCUGGAAUACGAGCGACCCCAAAUACAAAGAGAUUGUCACCUCACCAGCAUAUUUAAGCUUUACUUUUCCACCUGCCCCAGGAAACAAAGACAAUGUAGUCAUCAAAGUCCCCUUUGCCCUCCUCAACCUCACACUUGAUUCGCCUAUCACAGCCAAGCCAACGCAGUACUUUCCUUGCAACCCUUAUCAUGGCAAUAUCCCUCGACUCGGACGUGCUUUCCUACAAGCUGCUUUCAUCGGACGCAACUGGGGCACGAAAACGACCUGGCUGGCUCAAGCUCCUGGACCUGGUAUUUCAAAUAGUGGACUAGGCGAUUCCAAUACGGCGAUUGCAAAUGACCAAACCAUGAUCGAAGGGUUCACUGGCGACGAUCUAUUCAAGCAGAGUUGGGAUGGGCAUUGGUCUAUCUUGAACAGCACCAAACCGAAUUCCACCGCGCCGAGUGGGGGAGCUGGCGAAACCAACAAACCAACAGCCUCUCCGCCGCCAGCUUCAGGUCUCUCGACAGGGGCCAAAGUUGGUAUUGGUGUUGCUGUUCCUGUUGGCGUCCUUGCCCUGAUUGGCGCAUUUAUAUUUAUUUGGAGAAGACGAGCGCAUAAGAAGAAUACCAUAUAUCCAGCUUUGGUGGACCAGCUACCUACUCAUGAGAUGGAUAGCGGCUCGGACUCUCAAGCGCGAUACUCCGAUCAAGCUCCACAAAAGUAUGCUGCAGUCGAUCAGACGCCUCAGGAGCUGCACGUGGAAACCCAUGCGCUGGAGAUGCCAGACAGAAAUGAUCCUCGAAUGACAUAGAAGGAGUUUCAGGGCGGCAGGAUUUGGUAGCAUAUGAGGGACUGGUGUUGGUGGUUGUACGGCUUCGCUCGACUUUGCUUUCAUUCGCACGAUACCUUUUUGCUUCUUUUGAUGACUUUUUGCAUCGCUAUAAUACUGAAGACCCACGAUACUUGUCGGCUUAA
Molecule: messenger RNA, 2228 nt
Organism: Lindgomyces ingoldianus
Lineage: Eukaryota; Fungi; Ascomycota; Dothideomycetes; Pleosporales; Lindgomycetaceae
Exons: 2
Coding region: 316-2064 (582 amino acids)
Source: RefSeq, a predicted model, not a curated record